This is a messenger RNA of Patiria miniata (bat star), 5305 nucleotides long. Its product is annotated as semaphorin-5A-like. The record is from RefSeq and is a predicted model, not a curated record. NCBI's taxonomy places the organism in Eukaryota, Metazoa, Echinodermata, Asteroidea, Valvatida, Asterinidae. The transcript is spliced from 25 exons. Gene Ontology annotation, biological process: negative regulation of axon extension involved in axon guidance; positive regulation of cell migration; semaphorin-plexin signaling pathway. Gene Ontology annotation, molecular function: chemorepellent activity; semaphorin receptor binding. Bases 1117 to 4167 code for a protein of 1016 amino acids.
UUUAAUACAAAACACACCACAAGUGGCCCAUUGGAGGGGGGAAAAAGACAUUUGAUGCUUCGCAGAGUAAAACAAUCCAUUAAUUUCACCCAUCACAUGAUAACAAUCUGACAUCCUUUCAAGCAUGGAGGUGGAAAACAUUUCCUAAAUCAAUGCUUCACUGGCCUCAACUGUGAAAAAAAAAAAAAAAAACUUUCCAAGUUUAACACUUCCCCUCCGAAAAUAUUGCAGCUCUCUCCACCAACCCCCUGAAUGACUUUAGAACAGUCCGCACCUUGCAGUGACUUCAGCUAAGCCCCCUUACGUUCAGUCAUGCGUGGACAGUGUAAUAUCCUACAUCGCUUGUAGGCUGUCCAACAGCCGGGUAAAGCCAGCUCAAUCUAUCAGUGUACAUGCCAGACGACCGUUCGGCCGUAACCACAUCAGGCAAGCCAAUGAAGCCAUGCCCAUAGAAUCCUGCCCACAUAACACUGCUGAAAAAGCUGUCACCCAAACUUUGGCCAGCCAGUUAGCAGGGUCUAUGAUGUGGCGCGUUCUCUCUAGAGCGCUCUGUUGAGUCAGCUUGGAUCUUGGAAUCUGAUGCACUGAAUCCUAACACAUGAUCUUCAUCUGUUUGAUGAUUCACUUUUUCUUUCUGCAAGGGAAUUAGCUCUGUCUUUCUGCUUUUUUGUGACAGCUGUGUUAUAAACUCUCUCUUGUGACUUGCACAAGUGCGAGUCGACUGUGAGGAUUGUAAUUGUAUGAAGAGGUCUCGUCGACAUCAGAUUUGUCCCGAGUUCAUCAGUGGAUGUAUAAUUCCAGUUCUUCCAUAUUGGAAAAGAGACAACCAAGUGGACAGUCUGGAGAACAUCUGCCAGACUUACAUCAAGAAGAAUUUAGUCUUACCUUGUGGAAUUAUAACAGUCUAUUGGAGAUAAAGUGUCCAAAAGUUUCAGAUAACAAAAGCUAGGAGAUGCUGUGCAACAUUUGAAGGAAAUCGUCAAAGGAAAAAAAAUAAACCAACAAUUUUCUGAAGAGAAUUGGACAAAAUCUGUGAAGGAACGCCGGAACUUACACAACACUUUUGCGUCAAGAGUCACACCCGGACGAAUCGCAUUCAGCGUAAUUGGACACAACAUGGCAGCCAAACUUGCAUUUCUGGGACUUUUUGUCGUCGCCGUGGUGAGCGCAAUGGACCAUGACAGCUGCUUCCAACCUGUCACACGCAUCAUCAAACAUCAAGAGUUACUCAAGUCGAACCUGCACGUUUUUAGCGUGGAGGGCAUCACGGAUUAUUCUCAGUUGGUCGUCGACAAGAGGUCCCACGAACUACUCGUUGGCGCCAGAGAUUUGCUGGUGAGAUUAAACCUGGAUGAUCUGUCCAUAAUUGAGUCCACAGAAUGGAGGCCUCGGAUGCAAGACAUAGACAGAUGUCAGAGAAAGGGUGAAUCCUUGGAAAAGUGUUGUAACUACAUCCGGGUCCUGUUGCUGCAAGGGGAGCGAGUCUUUGCUUGUGGAACCAACGCUUUCUCACCGACGUGCACAUGGCGACAGAAAUCCAACCUGACCCUUGUCGAGGAGAGUGUGACGGGCAUUGCGCGCUGCCCUUACGACCCCAGCAGCAACACCACGGCGCUCUUUACGCAAGACGGCGACCUGUACAGCGCCACCGUUAUGGACUUCACGGCCCGCGAUCCCGUACUGUACCGCACGCUGGGGAGCUCGCGCCCGCUGCGGACUGCUCAGCUCAACUCCAAGUGGUUGAAUGAGCCAAACUUCAUUUCUUCAUAUGAGAUUGGGCCGUGGGUCUACUUUUUCUUCCGAGAGAGGGCCGUGGAAUUUUCAAAUUGUGGCAAGGUGGUCUACUCCAGAGUUGCUCGUGUAUGCAAGAACGACUCCGGAGGACAGUUUUUAUUGGAGGACAACUGGACGACUUUUAUGAAGGCUCGCAUCACAUGCACCAUCCCAGGAGAAUAUCCAUUUCACUUCAACGAGCUCCAGUCCACCUUUUACGAGGAGUCAACUCAGACCAUCUACGGGGUCUUCACCACCCCGAGCGGUGUGGCCCACGCCUCGGCCGUGUGCGCCUUCAGUCUGGCCCACAUUGAGGCUUCCUUCCAGGGCCCGUUCAAAUACCAACAGAACUCGCGCUCGGCCUGGACGAACCAGAUCAACUCCAAUCCUCAUUUCAAUUGCAACAUGCAGCAGAGUCGGAAUCUUCAAGACGCUCAGAAGUACCAGCUGAUGGCCGGUGAGGUGGUCCCAUCCAACCGAGUGCCUCUGUUCGUGUCCAAGCCGCAAAAACCACAGCUUGAUCGCAUCGUCGUGGACAUAGUUGAAGGCAAAUAUGAGACAUACCAUGUGAUGUUCCUUGGAACAGAAGACGGCAAGAUCACUAAGGUAGUCAGGUUACCGGGUACGGACACGUCUUGCGAGAUUGAGAUCCUGUGUGUUACGCCUAAUCGACAGUGCCAACCACUGAAAAGGAUUGAGCUUCACUCAGAGAUGGGCGCCCUCUAUGUAGGGAUGUCGUUCGGUGUCGUGAUGGUGUCGGUACAACGGUGUCACAUGUACACCACAAUGAAGGAAUGUGUGGAGGCCAGAGAUCCCUACUGCGGCUGGAACACACAAACUGACGCCUGCACGACAAGACCACAAGAUAAGGACACCUUGGACCUUUGGAUACAGGAAAUUACAGCGUGUCCGGUCGUCAACAGAGCAGUUGACGGCGACUACGGCAGCUGGUCCGACUGGUUCCCGUGCCACGAUCCCACCGGUGACUCCAAGUGCCAGUGUCGCCGUCGCGUCUGCGACACGCCGGCCCCCAAGUGCGGGGGCUUACCGUGCCAGGGGGAGAGUAUCCAGGUCUCAAACUGUUCAGGUACAGCCGUUGUCGUGAGAAAUUCAGGAUCAUGGAGUGAAUGGAGUGCAUGGAGCGUCUGCUCGGCCAAGUGUAACGGAGGCAUCCAGACACGGUCAAGACACUGCCUAGGGGGCAGCGUCUGCAUGGGCACGCCCGAAGAGUCAAGAGAGUGCAACAAACAACUCUGCAGAGAGACUCGCAAGACCACCCGCUGGACCCCCUGGAUGAUCCAGAAUGCCACCCAGGACAGCUUCCUCCUCAAGCGCUACCGGUUCCUGUGCAAGGCGCCGGUGAUCGACCGGUCCCUGCUGCGCAUCGGCCGCAUGAAGGUGGAGUACCAGCUCUGUCCGUACCUCAGCAAGACUUGCUGGCCGACCGGAGGUGAGGAGUCGGAAGUGGAACAGCUGAACAGACUGAUAGGAUCGUUUGGAGGCUGGACGGUAUGGUCGCCGUGGUUACCGUGCAGCGUCACCUGCGGUAGCGGCGGGACUCAGCAGCGUCACCGGUCCUGUUUCCCUGGUAACACGCAGUGCACCGGUGAAUCCUACCAACAUCAGAGCUGCUCGGGCUACACCGAGUGCCCAGUGGACGGUGGUUGGAGCUGUUGGAGCGAGUGGUCAGACUGCAGCGAGUCUUGCGGUGAAGGGUUGCAUCAACGGACGCGGACCUGUACCAACCCUAUCCCCGCCCACGGAGGCAGGGAAUGCGAGGGCCCAGAGACAGUCACCGAGAUGUGCUCCGUGUCCGAAUGCCCGGAUUUUGACAGUCUGAUGUUACUCGCAGGUUCGUCUGGAGAGCAGAGCUCCGUCCCUAGCUCCAGUCGCAUGUACCACAUGUCGGGUUGGAAGGACUGGAGUCGCUGGACGCAGUGCACCAAGCCCAAUCAGCUUCACAGACAUCGCAGUCGUCGCUGCUUAGUGGAUGAACCCACAGCCGGGCAGUGCAUCGGCUGCAUCAAGGAGCUUAAGCUGUGCGAUUCACCAGAGAAAGAACCGUUCCCGUACGCCAUCCCCGAGGUCCAGCGGUUACAGUCGCAGCCCGAGCUGGCCUGCUCGCAGCAGUCGGCCCAGCCGGGCGCCGGGGUCAGCCCGACGCUCAUCCUCAUCAUUGCUCUGUGCUCGGCGCUGAUCGGCGCCGUCUCCUCGGUGGGUGUCUACCGCUCCUGGCUCAAGGGUUGCCAAGCCAAGAAGAGACGCAGCUCCGACAACCGAGACCAGUUCUCCGACCGGUUUUCAGAUAAUGACGACGACGAUUACGACUGCCAGCAUCCCAGCGCAUUCAGACAUUACAAAACUGAGAUUCGGAGCAAUCCUAUCCCGAGCUGAAUGCUCGUGUACGGAUGAGCCAUGCAACUGCUUUUUGUACAGACUCUUCAUAGACGCCUUUUUUUAACUUUUUCUUUUUUUACCAAUGCUGCGUUUUGUACAUAUAAUGAUGCAGUGAUACAUACGCAGAAAAGUGCACAAGCUUCGCACAAUGAGUGGGCAAGAUUGCUUCAAAGCUACAGCUUGGCAGAUGAGACAAGAACGCUUUGUCUUCACGUUUCUUUUCUUAGUUCUCCUGCACUGAUCUUGAUGGUAACCAAAUAUAAUAUGUCUAUUCAUUACCCACCAGAAGAAACCAGUGGCGGAUCCUUCUGGAUCUGCAACUUGAAACCAACUCUAGUUAAUAUUAUGUGAAAUAAUUUGACAUUUCAUAAAAAUAUAAAAAAAUUCAACUUUUAAAAAACCUACAUAUCUUUUUGUUAUCCUUGUAUAUUAUCUAAAUAAAAUCCAUAGAAGCAAGAUUAUAGUCCAGUUGCCAAAUUUAGGCCUCGCUAAACCCUUUUCAUUUUCAAUUCCGGUUUCGCCAACUGUACCUGCAACUUGCCGUUUUAAAAUUGGCUAACAAGCACAUGCAGGCUUGUACUUAACCAAAACCUAGUAAUAUUACUUUGGUUACAGUGCCUUAAACGGUUUAACCAACUGGAUCAAUCAACUUAAGUUUAUGUUUUUUGAGUUGCAGAUUAAGGUAUAUUAUUUGCAGCUUGGUGUAAGAAACGCAGUAUUUGAUGUCCAUUGUAUAAAGACCCCUAUAUUUAUCAAAUCGUAAUAUUUUGACUUAUUUUUUGUGUGAACAUUACCCACCGGUCAUAUGAUAUUGUUAGAUUAAAUUACCCAUGUAACCAAAACAAAAACAAUACCUGCUGUGUAUAUGAAAGUAUUCAUGUUAUCAUGUCGUCUUGUAAUAAUUUAUAAGCUGUAAAUAUUAUGCUGUGAAUCAGCCCUGUGGAUGCACAGUCACAAAAUUAGUUUUUUCCUGCACAAAAAAAGAGAGAAAGACAAAUCAAAUUGAUGAGUUCUAUUGGUAAAUGCCAUAUGUUUGGUGUUUAUUCACAGGAUUUUGCAGCAGCUGCACAGCAGUUUAAAAUGCACACUUUGUAUAACACCCCCAAAAGAAGAUCGAUGUCUGUUGACAAAAAAA